Saccharomycopsis crataegensis is the source of this 939-nucleotide messenger RNA. It is a transcript of the gene SSO1, whose product is annotated as syntaxin. The transcript has 2 exons. Gene Ontology annotation, cellular component: plasma membrane; SNARE complex; endomembrane system. Gene Ontology annotation, biological process: intracellular protein transport; vesicle fusion; exocytosis. Gene Ontology annotation, molecular function: SNARE binding; SNAP receptor activity. Lineage: Eukaryota; Fungi; Ascomycota; Saccharomycetes; Ascoideales; Saccharomycopsidaceae. The coding region runs from base 1 to 939 and encodes 312 amino acids. The record is from RefSeq and is a predicted model, not a curated record.
AUGAGUAAUCCAUACUACCAAAACCAAGGUCAAAACUCAUACGAGAUGAACUCGUACAACGCCAACAAUCCAUAUGACCCAGCUCCUCAAGGCAACUACGGGUACCAAGCCCCAGCACAACAAACAUACGGUGGACAAUCUUAUGGUGAUAGCGAUGACGUUGGAUUCUACAAUGAAAUUAAAGGUAUCAACACUCUUUUGGACAACUACACUGUCUUGAUCAACAACAUUGCCAGCAACCAACGUAGACUCCUCAGUGAAGUUGAUGAAGAACAAGAAUACCGUUUGUCCAAGGACAUUGACAGUUUGACCGCCCAAGCUUCUAACCAACAGACCGAAAUUAAGCAACGUUUGCAAACCGUCACCAACAAGUCGGUCAAUGACUCUUCUAAAAAAGCCCAAGUCGACUCUGUUAAGGAACACUUUUUGCAAGAAAUCCAAAGAUUCAGAUCUGCUGAAGCCGACUACAAGCAACGUGCCAAAGAACAAGCCAUCACCCAAUACCAAAUUGUUCAACCAAACGCUUCUCGUCAAGAAGCUUCUGCUGCCAUCGAUGAUGUUGGUGGACAACAGAUUUUCUCCCAAGCUUUGUUGAACUCUAGUAUGAAGGGUCAAGCACAAUCUGCUCUUAAUGAAGUUAAGGCUCGUCAUAAGGAAAUCCAAAAGAUUGAGCAAUCCAUGAGAGAAUUAAACCAACUCUUCAGAGAUGUCGAAGCUCUCGUUGCUGAACAAGACACUCAAGUGGAAACUGUUGCUCAAAGAGUCGAAGAAGCCAGAGUUGACAUUCAACACGGUUUGAAACAUGAAGAAGAAGCUCUUGAAAAAGCCAAGGCUGCCAGAAGAAAGAAGUGCUGGUGUAUCUGGAUCUGUAUCAUUAUUGCCAUCAUUGUCAUUGCGGCCAUUGUUGGUGGUAUUGCCGGAAAAUUUGCCAACAAAUGA